AUGGCUGAUAAACUGGGUCUGGCUGUGGGGGACGACACGACGUCCAUCAUGGCGCUAUUGGAGCGUGUGGCGGGCAUCAUUGACAACGUGCAGACGUGUCAGACACGUAUGGAGGAGAGGCAGCUAGAAUUGGAGAACAGCGUCAAGACCAUCCAGGAGGACGUGGUGAAGCUGACGGUAAACCACGCCGCCACCAGCAGCACAGUGGACAAGCUGCUGGAGAAAACGCGGACGGUCAGCUGCCACAUCAAGGAUGUCCGGGUACGGGUGGAGAAUCAGAACAUCCGCGUCAAGAAGGUGGAAAUAACCCAGGAGGAACUGUUGGCCAAGAACAAGUUCCGGGUUGUUAUCUACCAGGGUGACAGUGAGGUGCCAGCUGUGGCAGCCGGAAAGGAACCCAAAGGACCCAGUCAACCCAAGGCACCCAAACCGUCGGCGGCCGAAGUGGAGCCAGACCACUUUGAGCUCCCCCCUGAGUCUGAUGAGGAGUACAUGGUGGUGGAGGAAGCCUCGUCCACAGCCGCCAAGAUGAAGAAAUCAGGCCUGAGCCGCAUCGAGAGCUUCAAAUCUACCUUCUCCCGCGCGAACAUGACCAAGACGAAAGAGAACAUGAACAGCAAGGUUGGCCAGAUGGGUGAGCGCAUCGUAUCGACUGAGCGCCGGGAGAAGAUCCGCCAGUCCGGCGAGAGGCUCAAGCAGUCCGGCUCGCGGCUCAAGGAAUCUAUUGCCAGCCAUGUGCCCGCCAAACUGAAGAAGGAGAGGACUGUGGCGGAGGGCCAGGAGGGGGCCGAGGGGGUCACUGAGGGUGCCGCACCCAUCCCGCCACCCAAGGGACGCAAAUCCGCAAGCCCUGACCUCGCCUACACGGAGGUGACCAAGGAGGCUGAGGAUGGAGAGGAUGAGGUACCGAUAAAUGAUAUCAAGCAGCUCUCCUAA
Messenger RNA from Salvelinus namaycush (lake trout), 936 nucleotides. Its product is annotated as caveolae-associated protein 4a-like. The coding region runs from base 1 to 936 and encodes 311 amino acids. NCBI's taxonomy places the organism in Eukaryota, Metazoa, Chordata, Actinopteri, Salmoniformes, Salmonidae. Gene Ontology annotation, biological process: regulation of gene expression. The record is from RefSeq and is a predicted model, not a curated record. Gene Ontology annotation, cellular component: cytoplasm; caveola. The transcript has 2 exons.